AUUUGAUAAAAAAUUAGCAAAAAUUCCCUAAAAACUAAAAAGAAAAAAACGAAAUUUUCAGUAGAAUUCCGAAGGGGAAAUUUUUGGUAGGACAAAAUUAUUAUAAAAUGGGAACGAUAGAAUUGAAAUAUCAUAUUUCUUACUCUCAACGUAAUAUUAAAAAACAUGGCUAUACAGCGUUUAAUAUGGAUUACAGGUGUGGCUAUUCUUGUUGCCUAUGCAGCGCCACAGGUUGACACAGAUAUAGAACUUUCUGAUGAGCUUUCAACAAAUCCACUGAAUACAGCAACUUCAAAUUGCCAAAUAAAGUCUUGUUUUACUCAAAUGAAGAAUUUUGUUUUUCGCUUAUCAGAUGAUCUUUUGAUGGAUACCUACCAUCUUUCACUGGUUCAUCGGUUAAAAUGCUUAGUGAUAGAGCAGCUGUCAGAAGUACCUACAACUAAUAUGUCAAUUUGUUCUUAUGAUACUUCAGAAAGUUUUGUUAAAAGACCAGAAUUCAAAACUCUCUCAAUCCUGCAAGCUGUCUGGAGAUAUCAACAUUUAUUUGAAAUGAUUCUCAAAGAGUUGUUUGACGUGUUAAAAAGUGAAGAUAAAACACAAGAACCAAUCUAUAACAACUUGUUACAAGUUAUUAACAGGCUUAAGCUGUUGAUCUCAAGAAUACAAAACAUAAUACAGCCAAUCUCCGAAUGUAUGUGCCAGGUUGCUGAAAAUGUUUCAGAAGUCUACAUACAAAGUUACAACAGUCUGAGAAAAAAAUACAGUCAUACAAAAAGCAUGUUUAUUAUACUUAAACAGUUGAAUAUUUUACGAAAAAUAAUUAAAGAAGACAUUUGGAAAAGACAGAAGAAAUACUCAUGUUUGCUGCAAUAAAGUUGUGAUGUAAUAUUUAUAAAAGAAUUUAUAACUAGAACUCAUAAAAUAAUUGAAAAAUGUAUUG
Hydra vulgaris (swiftwater hydra) is the source of this 940-nucleotide messenger RNA. RefSeq lists its product as uncharacterized. The record is from RefSeq and is a predicted model, not a curated record. NCBI's taxonomy places the organism in Eukaryota, Metazoa, Cnidaria, Hydrozoa, Anthoathecata, Hydridae.